Molecule: messenger RNA, 13572 nt
Organism: Mercenaria mercenaria
Lineage: Eukaryota; Metazoa; Mollusca; Bivalvia; Venerida; Veneridae
Product: ubiquitin-like modifier-activating enzyme ATG7
Exons: 16
Coding region: 375-2453 (692 amino acids)
Biological process (GO): autophagosome assembly; cellular response to nitrogen starvation; autophagy of mitochondrion
Cellular component (GO): phagophore assembly site; cytoplasm
Molecular function (GO): Atg12 activating enzyme activity; Atg8 activating enzyme activity
Source: RefSeq, a predicted model, not a curated record
ACAAUAGACAAACCUACACUUUGGAAAUAUUUUAUAUGGUAAAGUACAAUGAAUAGGAUUAUACACAUGUAGAAAAUAACCUUGGAAAGAUCAUACAAUUUCUAAAUAUAUUUACAAUAAUAUUUUACACUGGAAAAGUUACAAUCAAUAUACCGAUGGCAUUAGACUUCAUAGCGAAAAUAACAAGCACCAGUCUGGACACUGAAAUUACAACUUACAAUUACAGCGGCAUGCCAAUAGUCACUCCAAGUAAAGGCCCAGCCACAAGUAUACCCAUGAAGUUUUAGAAUUAUGUUACAAAGGAUAUGAUGACGAUUUGUUUUAAACUGAGUACAUACCAUAUCUGACAUUCCUCCGUUCCUGUUUUACUGAACAUGGCUGAGAAUUCAGCUGGCACUUUUCAAUUUGUUCCAUUCAACAGCUUUCUAGAUGGUGGAUUCUGGCAUAAACUGGCCUACAAAAAGCUCAAUGUUUAUGCUUUAGAUGACAGUGUUAAAAGUAUUCAGGCAUCAUAUUACAAUGGAGAUCCACCGGGCAUGCCAUGUAGAAUGAGUUUAGAUCAUACAGCUUUUGAUGAGGACACUAAACCACCAACACGUUGCUUCCGUGCUCGUGGUUCAUUGUUCAAUACCAAUACUUUGGACGGUUUUAAAGAAAUUGAUAAGAAGACCAUUUUAGAUAAGAUUGGGACUGAGAUUUGGGAGUCUGUGACCUCCGGUCAAGCUGUAGAAGAUCCAAGCCUUCUGUCACGCUUUCUGCUGCUUACGUUUUCUGACUUAAAGAAGUACCAUUUCUACUAUUGGUUUGCUUUCCCAUGUUUGUGCCCUGCUGAAGAUUUUAGCCUCCUGAAGAAGCCAAGGAUACUAUCAGAUGUUUAUUCACAGGCACAGAUAUCACAGCUGGUAGAGAAUUACAACACAUUUCAAGCGUCACUGACUGAGAGUGUAGGGUAUUUCAUCAUUAUCCAAGAUGGUGACCAACUGUUUAUAGACAAAGUAUGCAAUACCCAGAAGCAUAUUGAUAAUGGGACUAAAGUAGUUUUUGGAUUUGCCGAUCCCUCCACAAUGGAAAGUCAUCCAGGCUGGCCACUUAGGAAUUAUUUGGCUCUUAUAUCACACCAUUGGGGUGCCAGACUUGGUGAUGUUGAAGUGGUAUGUUUUCGCUACCUCAGCAGGUCUGGUGUACACGAUAUCAACCACAGCUUACUUCUCAAUGUAAAAAUAUCAUCUAUGGCUGACACUUCAGCAUGCCCUAAAUGUGUGGGCUGGGAGAAAAAUGAAAGACAGAAACUGGGACCACGACUGGUGAAUUUAAGUUCUUCAAUGGAUCCUGUCAGACUUUCAGAGUCAGCAGUUGACCUCAACUUGAAGCUUAUGAGAUGGCGUCUGCUGCCUAACCUUGACCUUGAUACUGUAUCUCAGACGAAAUGUCUUCUGCUUGGAGCAGGAACCCUGGGAUGUAAUGUUGCAAGGUGCUUACUGGGUUGGGGUGUAAGAAACAUUACACUGGUGGAUAAUGGACGAGUGUCAUACAGUAACCCUGUACGUCAGACAUUAUUUGUAUUCGAUGACUGUAAAAAGACUGCUGGAGGGUGUCUGAAAGCUGAGGCCGCUGCUGAGUCUCUGAAGAAAAUUUUUCCAGGUGUGAACAGUGAAGGUGUCAGUUUAUCCAUUCCUAUGCCGGGUCAUGCAGUAUCAGAAAGUGCAAUAAAACAAACAAGAGAAGAUGUAGAAAGGCUAGAUGCACUCGUAGCUUCCCAUGAUGCAAUAUUCUUGUUGCUAGAUACACGAGAAAGUAGAUGGUUACCUACAGUAAUGGCAGCAGCUAAGAAAAAGAUUGUGAUAUGUUCGGCUCUUGGCUUCGAUACAUUUCUUGUAAUGAGACAUGGGUACCAGUCUUACGAUCAGCCAGAAACCAGUCAACAGAAAGCUCCAUUGUCUAAGAUAAUUCCUGGGAACCAUCUAGGGUGUUAUUUCUGUAAUGAUGUAGUAGCACCUGGAAAUUCAACCAGAGAUAGAACCCUGGACCAACAGUGCACAGUUUCACGUCCUGGUAUGUCAUAUAUAGCUAGUGCUCUGGCAGUAGAGUUACUGGUCUCCGUACUUCAACAUCCAGAUAGAGGCUGUGCUCCUGGUGAUACAGGACAAGGGGACGACUUCCUAGACGCAGACAGUUGUCCAUUAGGGCUUGUUCCUCACCAGUUAAGAGGAUUUCUGUCUAGAUUCCAGCAGAUCAUGCCAGCUAGCAGAGCUUUUGAUAAGUGUACAGCUUGCUCAAAGAUGGUAGUUGAACAGUAUAAGAGUUCAGGAUUUGAUUUCCUAUUGAAUGCUUUCAAUGAGCCCAACUUUUUAGAGGACCUGACUGGGUUGACACAGAUGCACCAGGAGACCGCAGAUGCUGAGGUAUGGGAUUACGAUGAUGAAGAAGAAUUCUCUAGCAUGGAUUCCUCAUGAUGAAAAUUUAAGAAUAACAUAGAUAUUUAUUGUCAUUUAUUGCACUAAGACAUACUAUACUAUCUAAUACUUGGUAUAGGAACAUAUUACUUGGUAAAGGAACAUUACUGGCCUUUAUGUACUUUGUUUAGUAUCAAACCAUUUCUUCUUUGUGCUUUUAACAUUAAGCCUGCUGUCAGCAAGUGAUUCUGCCUUUGCGACCAGCGCAUACCACGGCUGAUCAUGGUCUGCACUGUUCACUAUUCAGUCAGUAAAUUUUCAGUGUUCACCCUUCAAAUAAUAAAUGGUAUUGCCAAAAUUAAAUGAUAGAUCAGUCCAUUUUAGAAAUUUAGCUGUGUACAGGUUAAUUAUUCAUUUGUUAUCACCCGACGAAAGUCGGAGGGAUAUAGUUUUGGUGUUGUCCGUCCUUCCGUCCGUCUUUCCGUCCAUCCAUCCAUCCAUCCGUCCUUCCGUCCGUCCGGAGCCAUAUCUAGGAAAUGGUUGGGAAUAUUUAUUUAAAACUUCAUAUACCUGUUCACCACUAUGAGUUCUUGCGGCCCGUCAAGUUUCAGUUGGAUUGCCCAAGUAACACCAGAGUUAUGGCCCUUAGAAGUUUCUAGUGUUAACUAUAUAGGGUACUAUAAAUAUGACAAUUUCUGCAUCAUAACUUUUGAUAUAUUUGACCUUGAACUAUGAAACUUUAACAGAAUUUAGAGCACUAUAAUGUGGUUGUGCACACACAAUUUCGUAUGGAUUUCUUUUGUAACUGCAGAGUUAUUGCCCUUUAAUUGUCUAAAAAUCCACAUAUUUGUACAUAACAAACUUGCCAUUUGGCAGAAUUUCAUUAAAUUUCUUUCAUUAUUUUCUGUGAACAUUUAUUAUAAACAUGUGAAGUUGUGCACCCACACCUGGUCGCCCACUUGCCUUGGUCACCCGGGGUGACCCCAGGGUCAAAAUUGACCCCGCCCCAGGGGUCACUUGAUUUUACAUAGGAAAAUCUUUAAAAAUCUUCUUCUAAAAAUAAACCAGAAGGCCUAGAGCUUAGAUAUUUCACAUGUAGCAUAACCUAGUAGACCUCUACAAAAUUUAUUCAAAUCAUGACCCCAGGAUCAAAAUUGACCCUACCCCAGGGGUCACUUGAUUUUACAUAGGAAAAUCUUCAAAAAAUUUCUCAAAAUAAACCAGAAGGCCUAGAGCUUAGAUAUUUCACAUGUAGCAUUGCCUAGUGGACCUCUACAAAAUUUGUUCAAAUCAUGACCCCCGGGGUCAAAAUUGACCCUCUUCAGGGGUCACUUGAUUUUACAUAGGAAAAUCUUCAAAAAAUUUCUAAAAAUAAACCAGAAGGCCUAGAUCUUAGAUAUUUGACAUGUAGCAUUGCCUAAUAGACUUCUACAAAAUUUGUUCAAAUCAUGACCCCCAGGGUCAAAAUGACCCCGCCCCAUGAGGUUACUUGAUUGUACUUAGAAAAAUCUUCAAAAUUUUCUAAAAAUAAACCAGAAGGCCUAGAGCUUAGAUAUUUCACAUGCAGCAUUGCCUAGUGGACCUCUACAAAAUUUGUUCAAACCAUGACCCUUGGGGUCAAAAUUGACCCAGCCCCAGGGGUCACUUGAUUUUACUUAGGAAAAUCAUUAAAAAUUUUCUAAAAUUAAACCAGAAGGCCUAGAGCUUAGAUAUUUCACAUGUAGCAUUGCCUAGUGAACCUCUACAAAAUUUGUUCAAUCAUGACCCCUGGGGUCAAAAUUGACUCAGCCCUAGGGGUCACUUGAUUUUACUUAGGAAAAUCAUUAAAAAUUUUCUUAAAAUAAACCAGAAGGCCUAGAGCUUAGAUAUUUCACAUGUAGCAUUGCCUAGUGGACCUCUACAAAAUUUGUUCAAAUCAUGACCCCUGGGUCAAAAUUGACCCCGCUCCAGGGGUCACUUGAUUUUACAUAGAAAAAUCUUCAAAAAACUUCUAAAAAUAAACUAGAAGGCCUAGGUCUUAGAUAUUUGACAUGUAGCAUUGCCUAGUAGACUUCUACAAAAUUUGUUCAAAUCAUGACCCCCGGGGUCAAAUUAACCCAGCCCCAUGGGGUUACUUGAUUGUACAUAGAAAAAUCUUCAAAAUUUUCUAAAAUAAACCAGAAGGCCUAGAGCUUAGAUAUUUCACAUGUAGCAUUGCCUAGUGGACCUCUACAAAAUUGGUUCCAUCUUGACCCCCCCCAGGGUCAAAUUGACCCAGACCCAGGGGUUACUUGAUUGUACAUAGGGAAAUCUUCAUAAAUUUGCUAAAAAUAAACCAGAAGGCCAAGAUCUUAAAUAUUUGAUAUGUAACAUUUCCUAGUAGACUUCAACAAACUUUAUUCAAAUCAUGACCCCCAGGAUAAAAUUGGCCCCGCCCCAGAGGUUACUUGAUUGUACAUUGGAAAAUCUUCAAAAUUUUCUAAAAAUAAACCAGAAGGCCUAGAGCUUAGAUAUUUGACAUGUAGCAUUGCCUAGUGGACCUCUACAAAAUUGGUUCAAAUCUUGACCCCCAGGGUCAAAUUGACCCAGCCCCAGGGAUUACUUGAUUGUACAUAGGGAAAUCUUCAUAAAUUUGCUAAAAAUAAACCAGAAGGCCUAGAUCUUAGAUAUUUGAUAUGUAACAUUUCCUAGUAGACUUCUACAAACUUUGUUCAAAUCAUGACCUCCGGAGUAAAAUUUGCCCCGCCCCAGGGGUUACUUGAUUGUACAUCGGAAAAUCUUCCAAAAAAUUUCUAAAAAUCAUCAGUUUGACAUUAGAAACAUGUAGCUCAUAUUACUCUGGUGAGCGAUCCAGGGUCAUCAUGACCCUCUUGUUUUUCAUUUUUAGCUCGACUAUUCGAAGAAUAGUCUAGCUAUUCUACUCACCCUGGCGUCGGUGUCGGCGUCUCACCUUGGUUAAGUUUUUGCAUGCAAGUACAUACAGCCAUCAAUUAAAGGCAUAUAGCUUUGAAACUUAUUUUUUCUUUUUCUAGGUCAAUUACCAACCUCUCUGGGUCAGGUCCCAUAACUCUGACAUGUAUUUUGAGCAAAUUAUGCCCCCUUUUGGGCUUAGAAAAUUUUGGUUAAAGUUUUACAUGCAAGUUUCUAUCUCCAAAACUAAUGCAGAUAUUGAUUUGAAACUCCACAUGUGUCUUCGGGGUUAUAAAACUAGUUGAUAGCAGCAAGUCCCAUAACUCUGACCUUCAUUUUGGCCAAAUUAUGCCCCCUUUUGGACUUAGAAAAUUCUGGUUAAAGUUUUGCGUGCAAGUACAUACAGCUAUUUCUAAAAGGCAUAUACAUUUGAAACUUAUUUUUUCUUUUUCUAGAUCAAUUACCAACCUCACUGGGUCAAGUCCCAUAACUCUGACAUGUAUUUUGAGCAAAUUAUGCCCCCUUUUAGACUUAGAAAAUUUUGGUUAAGUUUUACAUGCAAGUUACUAUCUCCAAAACUAAUACAGAUAUUGAUUUGAAACUUCACAUGUGUCUUCGGGGUUAUAAAACUAGUUGAUAGCAUCAAGUCCCAUAACUCUGACUUUCAUUUUUGCCAAAUUAUGCCCCCUUUUGGACUUUCUGGUUAAAGUUUUGCGUGCAAGUACAUAUAGCUAUUACUAAAAGGCAUAUAGAUUAGAAACUUAUUUUUUUUUUCUAGAUCAAUUACUAACCUCACUGGAUCAAGUCCCAUAACUCUUACAUGUAUUUUGAGCAAAUUAUUCCCCUUUUUGGACUUAGAAAAUCCUGGUUAAAGUUUUGCAUGCAAGUACAUACAGCAAUUACUAAAAGGCAUAUAGAUUUGAAACUUAUUUUUUCUUUUUCUAGAUCAAUUACCAACCUCACUGGGUCAAGUCCCAUAACUCUGGCAUGUAUUUUGGGCAAAUUUUGCCCCCUUUUGGACUUCGAAAAUUCUGGUUAAAGUUUUACAUGCGAGUUUCUAUCUCCAAAACUAAUGCAGAUAUUGAAUUGAAGCUUCACAUGUGUCUUCGGGGUUAUAAAACUAGUUGAUAGCAGCAAGUCCCAUAACUGAUAUGCAUUUUGGUCAAAUUAUGCCCCCUUUUGAACUUGAAACUCUUUUGAUAUUUUACCUUUUUGGGUAAUAUUUUCCUGCUUCUGGGACAAUAUUUCGAAUAGUCGAGCUUGGCUGUCUUACGGACAGCUCUUGUUAAUUUUCCAUCAAUAUUUAUAAUCAACAUGUGAAAUUUUGUUUCCUCUCCAGUUCCCCCGCACCCCCACACCCUUAAAAAAUAAAUAUAUAUACAUAUAUAUAUUUUCCAUUUCUUUUUUUUUCUUUUUUCUUUGAAUGUUCAAAUCUUCAACAUGUUAAGUUGUGACUGCACAAGCCUUGCCCUCAGUCAUGUUCAAGAUAUCUUACCAGUGUUCUCAUAAGGACAUCUGUUUUUUUAAGUUCAAAUGUACAUGUUAAACAACAACACCUGGUGCCAAACCACUCAAAGACAAUAUUUCGUUCCAGUUAAACUUCAAGCUCAUAUUUCAAUUAACAGCAUUUAAUUUUAAAAGCUAAGCUUAUUACAGUAAGCAUAUCCCAUUCAAAAUAAAUUCUUUAGACAGGGUCAAAGUAUCAUACAUUUAUUAUGUACUCUUUAAUUAAACAUUUGUUUUCUGUUAAAUUGAUUUUGACUAAUGAAAUUAUUUGCUUCUUAUUAACAUCCUUAACUUUUUGCCGGAUAUAUUUUUUUGCCAUUCCUCACCACAAACCCUUUCGGCGGGGGAUACCAAUUCAUCGAAUUUGCUUGUUUUAAUUAUUAUUUUGAUGAUUUUGUGAGAACCAAAUAUUUAAAAUGUCUCCAUGAAGUAGGAACUUAAUGAUUUUAGAAAGUAUAUUGAAUUAAUCUGUAGCCAGAAAAAUUAUUUUUCAUCUAAAAAUCACUUUGAAAAAAAGGUUGAUUCUUGUUUUUCUUCUUCAAUAUUUUACCAGCAUGGAUCAAAAUAAAGUGAAAAGUGCUAUUUUACUUCAAAGUGGUCAAUUAUAACAUUGGAAAACAUUUCCUGUGAAGUUUAUUACAUGGUAAAGUGUGUAAAAUACUAAUACUAUCUGCAAGUACUUAAAAAUAUUCAUAAAAAAAACCUGCUCACCAAGUUAAUAAAUACUCCUGAUAAAUACUGCCCCUUAUUUAUUAAUUUUUCAUUUGACUAUACGAGGUAUAUGGAGAGCUAUCCUACUCGCCCCUGCGCCGGCAUCUUUCCGCGUCCCCACCUUGGUUAAUGUUCUUUUACACUUUCUCUUUUUUCUCCUUAUCUCUGCAAUUACUUGAUGGAUUUGCUUUAAACUUAAAACAGUUACUAGUAUUCCUCAUCAUCACCCAUAUCACAUGGCACAAGGGCCAUAACUCUCGCACCAAUAUUUAAUGAAUUAUCCCCCCAUUUUACUUAGAAUUUCAGGUUUAAGUUUUGAAGCACUUUUGCUCUGUCUCAGUUAUUCUUAAAUGGAUUUGAUUCAAACUGAAAGUAGUUGUUCGACAUCAUCACCCACAUCAUAUGACACAAGGCCCAUAACUCUGAUACCAAUAUUUAAUGAAUUAUUCCCCCUUUUACUUAGAAUUUCAGGUUAAAGUUUUAAUGCACUUUCACUAUAUCUCAGUUAUUAUGUCUCCCAACACAGUGGUGUGGGAGAUAAAUUGAUUUACUUCAGUCUGUGUGUCUGUCUGUCACAAAGCUUGUCCGCACUCUAAGUCGAACAUUUCUCAUCCGAUCUUCACAAAACUUGAACAAAAUGUGUUUGACCAUAAGACCUCGGCCAAGUUCUAUAACUAGCCAAAUCCGCCCAGGCACUUUUGAAUUAUGGCCCUUGAAUUACUGAUUGAGUCCACUCGUCCAAGCCAUCUAAUUGGGUCCACUCAUCUAAUUCAUCUAGAGAAACUAGACAUUUUUCAUAGGUGCAGUUGUGGGAAACAUGCGCUUUUCUCAAAAGCAUCUCUAGUUACUAAAUGGAUUUGAUUCAAACUUAAAAUAGUUGUUCAACAUUAUCACUCACAUCACAUGACAUAAGGGCCAUAACUCUUGCACCAAUAUUUCAUGAAUUAUCCCCCCUUUUUACUUAGAAAUUCAGGUUAAAGUUUUGAUACACUUUCACUCUAUCUCAGUUAUUACUUAAUGGAUUUGAUUCAGACUUAAAAUAGUUGUUCUAUCACCCACAUCAUGUGACACAUGAUGCAUAACUCUGGCAUGAAUUGUUCAUGCAUUAUGCCCUCUUUAACUUUGAAUUCAAGGUUAAUUUUUAUGCAUUUUCACUAUAUCUAAGAUAUUACUAAAUGCAUUUGAUUCAGACUUAAAGUAGUUGUUCCACAUCAUCACCCACAUCAUAUGACACAACUCUUGCACCAAUAUUUUAUGAUUAUGCCCCCUUUUUGCUUAGAAUUAUACUUAUAGUGUUUUGAUACACUAUCUUUACCUCUCUUAUUACUUAAUAUUUUUUACACAGACUCAAGCUAUUGUGCAAUAUCUUCAUCCACCAUUGGGGUCAUUAAAACACUCCAGUGACAGCUCCAGUUUCAGCAGAUGUGCUCAGUUUCACUGUCCAGCAUCAAAAUAGUCGAGUGCGCUGUCUCCUGUGACAGCUCUUGUUUAACCCGACCCUUUAAUGGGCAAGGAAUGCAUGACAAUUAUUUUUUAUAUGGAAGCUGUACUCAAGCCCUCCAUAAUGCUGAAAUGAUGUUUAAAGUCAGACCUUCAUUGAAAAAGAUAUGGCAGUUUGAAAAAUGCAAUAACCUGGGGAUGUGUAUUUGGGGAUAAACAGUAGUAUAAAAUAUGCAGAUCUAAUGUUAACUUACAUUUUGAAGAUUAUAAGAUUCUUUCAAUGGUUGUAGGUGCAGAUGGGAAUAUCCGGCCUCGAGGGUAACUGUUUAGGCGGUAACGAGGCUUCUUGCCGAUAUUCCCAUCUGCACCUAUAACCAGUGACAGAAUCUUUUUCUUGCAUACCGAUUUCAAGAAAUAGUAAUAAAAAUAAAAUCAAUCGAAUGGCUUUCUUUUUAGAACUAUUUCAUAUGGCAGUGUAUUUAAACAAAGCGUGGGAAACCAACGUCCGUAAACAGGAAAGACGUCAUGACAUUUCAAAACAAAUAACAAUGUUUAGUUCCGGUUUUGUUAGCUCGACUAUUCGAAGAAUAGUCUAGCUAUUCUACUCACCCUGGCGUCGGCGUCGGCGUCGGCGUCACACCUUGGUUAAGUUUUUGCAUGCAAGUACAUACAGCCAUCAAUUAAAGUCAUAUAGCUUUGAAACUUAUUUUUUCUUUUUCUAGGUCAAUUACCAACCUCUCUGGGUCAAGUCCCAUAACUCUGACAUGUAUUUUGAGCAAAUUAUGCCCCCUUUUGGACUUAGAAAAUUUUGGUUAAAGUUUUACAUGCAAGUUACUAUCUCCAAAACUAAUGCAGAUAUUGAUUUGAAACUUCAAAUGUGUCUUCGGGGUUAUAAAACUAGUUGAUAGCACCAAGUCCCAUAACUCUGACUUUCAUUUUGGUCAAAUUAUGCCCCCUUUUGGACUUAGAAAAUUCUGGUUAAAGUUUUGCGUGCAAGUACAUACAGCUAUUUCUAAAAGGCAUAUAGAUUUGAAACUUAUUUUUUCUUUUUCUAGAUCAAUUACCAACCUCACUGGGUCAAGUCCCAUAACUCUGACAUGUAUUUUGAGCAAAUUAUGCCCCCUUUUAGACUUAGAAAAUUUUGGUUAAUGUUUUACAUGCAAGUUAUUAUCUCCAGAACUAAUGCAGAUAUUGAUUUGAAACUUCACAUGUGUCUUCGGGGUUAUAAAACUAGUUGAUAGCAGCAAGUUCCAUAACUCUGACCUUCAUUUUGGCCAAAUUAUGCCCCCUUUUGGACUUAGCAAAUUCUGGUUAAAGUUUUGCGUGCAAGUACAUACAGCUAUUACUAAAAGGCAUAUAGAUUUGAAACUUACUUUUUCUUUUUCUAGAUCAAUUACUAUCCUCACUGGAUCAAGUCCCAUAACUCUGACAUGUAUUUUGAGCAAAUUAUUCCCCUUUUUGGACUUAGAAAAUACCGGUUAAAGUUUUGCGUGCAAGUACAUACGGCAAUUACUAAAAGGCAUAUAGAUUUGAAACUUAUUUUUUCUUUUUCUAGAUCAAUUACCAACCUCACUGGGUCAAGUCCCAUAACUCUGGCAUGUAUUUUGGGAAAAUUAUGCCCCCUUUUGGACUUUGAAAAUUCUGGUUAAAGUUUUACAUGCGAGUUUCUAUCUCCAAAACUAAUGCAGAUAUUGAAUUGAAACUUCACAUGUGCCUUCGGGGUUAUAAAACUAGUUGAUAGCAGCAAGUCCCAUAACUGAUAUGCAUUUUGGUCAAAUUAUGCCCCCUUUUGAACUUAAAACUCUUUUGAUAUUUAACCUUUUUGGGUAAUAUUUUCCUGCUUCUGUGACAAUAUUUCGAAUAGUCGAGCUUGGCUGUCUUACGGACAGCUCUUGUUUUAUCAGUUGCAGCGUAACGUUAUGAAUUUUUGAUAAAAUAACAUGAUUUGAAUCGAGAAAUAUACUAUCAGGAACCAAUAGGAAUUGUCAAGGUAUUGAAUUUUUAUUCCGUUUCUUAAAUAAAAUAUAAAUUAGUACAUAAAUAUUCUACAUAUAUGUAGGUCGUAAUACGUCAUUUACAGCACGAGAGAUUUUUCCAGCACUGAUAAAGAUACUGGAAAUCCCCGUCUGGUAUGCAAGAAACAACAAUUGCUUCUUUAGCCCUUAUUUAGCCCUUACCGUGGUGAACACAAUUGAUUCUGUCUGCGACCAGUGCAGACCAUGAUCAGCCUUGUUUGCCAUUCAAUAUCUUAUUGGAAAGCACCCUUUUUUUAGCUCACCUGUCACAUAGUGACAAGGUGAGCUUUUGCGAUCACCCUUCGUACGUCGUCAGUCCGUGCGAGCUCACAUUUGCAUACUUAGGUGGCUAUAGGAACAAUAGGUAACUGUACUUUUUCUUUGAUGUCAUUCAUUCCGUAAGGCUUUUAUGUGGCUAUUUUUCUCUUACGUGGCUAAAAGAACAAUAGAGAGAACAAAAGAGUAGCCACAUAAGUAUCCGUAUGUACGUCCGUCCGUCAACAAUUUCUUGUCUGCACGAUAGUGUUUCAUUUAUGAUUUUAUUUUAACCAAACUUGCGCACAACUUGUAUCACCAUAAGAUCUCGGUUCCUUUCUUGAACUGGUCAGAUCCCAUUAUGGGUUCCAGAGUUAUGGCCCCUUAAAGGGCCAAAAUUACCUAUUUUGAGCGUGUCUGCACAAUAGCAGCUUUAUUUAUGAUUUGAUUUUUACCAAACUUGCACACAACUUGUAUCACCAUAAGAUCUUGGUUCCUUUCUGGAACUGGCCAGAUUCCAUUAUGGGUUCCAGAGUUAUGGCCCCUGAAAGGCCCAAAAUUAGCUAUUUUGACCUUGUCUGCACAAUAGCAGCUUUAUUUACAUGGUUCGCACAGGCCAUGAAAAGUCCUUGAAUUUGAUGCCUACUCCUUGAAAACUACUUGAAUUUUGUAACAGUCAGAAACUACUUGAAAACUACUUGAAUUUAGGAAAAAACGUACAAAAGAUAGCAAAUAGUCCUUAAAUUCGUCGGGUGCGAAGUGAAAAUGGACAAACAUUAUAAAUGGACCAAAAUAAACUAAAAAACUACGAAAAAAAACAACAACUGUUACCGCCAUUAGGGCCUGCCACGGAGUCGGCGAUAGUACGGUACGGUACUGUACUUUACUUUACGGGUUUUAUGCUCUUUCAAGUAAUUUUCACACUGUGUAAUUUAUCUGCGAUGCGUUUACAUAAGUCUUGUGUUACAUUGUUUAAUUUUGUCCUAAAUUGGAUUUAAAUUGGUUAUUUCGUGUCUCAGCAACAGUGACAUUGCACCCAUUUUAGUCCUUGAAAAUGGAGGAAAACUACUUGAAAACUCCUUGAAAACUACUUGAAUUUUUUUUGGGAAGGUCUGUAUGAACCAUGAUUUAUGAUUUGAUUUUAACUAAACUUGCACAAAACUUGUGUCACCAUAAGAUCUUGGUUCCUUUCUUGAACCGGCCAGAUCCCUUAAUGGGUUCCAGAGUUAUGGCCCCUGAUAGGGCCGGAAUUAGCUAUUUUGACCUUGUCUGCACAAUAGCAGCUUCAUUUAUUAUUUGAAUUUAAUCAAACUUGCACAAAACUUGUGUCACCAAAAGAUCUUGGUUCCAUUCUUGAACCGGCCAGAUCCCAUAAUGGGUUCCAGAGUUAUGGCCCCUGAAAGGGCCAAAAUUGGCUAUUUUGACCUUGUCUGCACAAUAGCAGCUUCAUUUAUGAUUUGAUUUUAACCAAACUUGCACACAACUUGUAUCACCAUAAGAUCUCGAUUCUUUUUUAUACGCCCGCAGGGACGUUUAUGUUAUCGCCUCGGUGUCCGUCUGUCUGUCUGUGUGUUGGUUAGCAAUUUCUCUUCCGCUCUGUAACUCUUGAACCCAUUUAUGGAUUUCAGAGAAACCUGACACAAAUGUUCACUCAUUGAACGGAUGUGCAGAGCGCAUGUUUCAGAUGGCUAAAUUCAAUGUCAAGGUCACACUUAGGGGUCAAAGGUCAUAUGACUUUGUUUUAUGUGAAUAUUGCUCUGCAUUUGCGUUGCAUUGCAUUGCAGUGCUCUUGUUUUUAUUUGGCAGAUCCUUCUUUUGUUCGCUUAACAAUAUUUUUUCUUAUUACUUCCCUUUUAUGUUACUAUAAAUAGCUUAUUUAGUAACUUUUUUAUUAUUGGCCGUAGGGAAAAACUGAGACCACUUUUCUGUGGUACAACAUGGAUGGUACCUCCAAUUUUUAGGUGUAUUUUGACAUAUCUGUACCUUGUAAGAAUUUUUUCUUUUUGUUUUUGGUUAAAGCAGUGGUACUCAUGUGAGCGAUAUAGGGCCAUCAUGGCCCUCUUGUAAUGGUAUUGUCUAAAUUGAAAGAUGGAUAAGUUCAUUAUAGAAAUAUAGCAAGGUAAGGGUUAAGAGAGACUGUGAUUGUUGAGAAGGCAGAAAAUUGAAUUAUCUAUACAUCUUAGACACAAAUUUACUAUGUAGAAAUAGAAUGAGCUACUAGUAUUUAAACAAGUUGAAUGACAUUUUAAUUAUAAGCAUAAAAUUAUAGGUAAUACUGUAAAAUACUGAAAUACACGUUUCUUGAACUUGUUACUGUGAUAUACAUGUAGUAGCAUGAAAAUAAAAUGCAAAUGUUCAUUUAG